AGUCUUGAAUUGGCUGGCGUUCGCGACGGAGCGUCGGGUGAUGUGACACGAUUGUGACAUGUGUCAAGCGAGUGCUGUUGCUGCUGCGGUUUACGUUGUGGCUGUCACUCCUUGAACGUGGAUCGAUUUAGAACGGUUCUGUUUUGCCGCGAAAGAGAAGAAUUACGAGAAUGGUGGACGGGCACGACUCGAUGGAAACGACGGAGAAUAGCGAUGGACCCCGUGAGAAGGAAUCACGAACGGUGGUGGAGAGCAACGAGGAUGCACCGCAACAAACCACCAGCCCGACGACCACCAUAAGCACCAUAGCCGUGCAGAGCGGUGAAACGCGUCUGGUGAUCGCUCUACUUCAAAGCGGGGAAUGGCUGAGACUGAAGGUUCUGGAGGUUCAACCAGAAUUAACGAAGCUCGGGGCUUCUGUGGAGGAAGCUACCGAGUUGUCGACUGCACACGACGAAGUUUUACUUCGAUUGCAGAGCAAACAGAGCCCGGUGGAAGAAUUACUCCGACAGGCUGAUCAGUUGAUUUCGAACCAAAGGCCAAGAGCGGAAGUCUACGCCGCGAUGGCGGAAACGUUGGGCCAAGCAUGGAGGGACGUGAACGAGCUUUUGGAGCGACGAAAACAAAUUCUCGACUGUAACGUGUUGUUUCAAUGCCGAGCAGAGGAGUGUCGAGAAAGCAUGAGAGCCCUCGAAAUGGCCUGCAACGACACCCUACUCCCAAUCGAAAUCGAGGCGGUGAAGAACUUUCUGUCAAAGAUCCACGAUCUUCGGAAGAACAUGUUAGAGGCGUUGAUGGGCGCUUUGCAAGAAGGAAAGAAUUUAUUGGACAGAUUGAAGGAGAUCGCGAACGAAGGCACUUUGGAUUCCAGACCCGACAGGAUUAAGCUCGAAGCUGAUCACGCCGUAUUGAAAGUGGAAAAGUGGUUAGAAGAACUGCACGACAGACGACGUUUGAUCGAGGCAUCAUUUCGUAGCAGAAAGACACAGUUGGAACAAUGCCUGGCUCUAGCUCUGUUAGCGACCGAUCUACGCGAUCUUGAAGAGAUCCUAAACGACAGAAUCGCUGCUUUAUCUAGCAGCUGCGAUCAGCUUGGAGAUUCCGCGUCCAGUGCGGAAUUGCUCCUUUUCGAGCUGAAGAAAUUACAAGCCGAAGCCAAGGAAUUUCAAGACAGAUCGAUCAAAAUAACGAAGUCAACCGAACGAUUAGUGUCAUCGGGACACUUUGCCGGCGAACAAGCGACGGAACAAGCGUACGCGAUUCUCGGCGCCGCUGCUGAUUAUGUCAACGAUUUGGAUCAGUAUGAGUCGCUGUUGAACAGAGCCGUAGCCUUCUUCGAUUCGGCUCGAUCGGCAAUCACGAAACUGGAUCAAUUGGAGAUUCAGUUGGUGACAACCGAACAUCCACCAUAUUCAACAAGAUUAGCUCGUUUCCAUGCUCAGACGGUUCAAACCAUCGAAGAUGUCACUUCGAAACCUUUGACGGAAGGAUACGCCCUUUUGGACAUCACAGGAAGAGGAGCGCCUGGUGCUGAGGGAGUCAAACGCGCCGUGGAAGAACUCGAAAACCGCAAAAUCCGCUUAAUGGAACGCUGCACCGCUCACGAAAAAGAGAACCUCGAAAUAUCCAGAACAAUAAACACGUUCCUAGACAAACACGACGAGCUAAGAAAAUGGUUGAUGAACAUACCGGAAGCGUUUCUUCAAGGUCACCAAGAUAUGGGUAGCAACGCAGCAAUGGCGGACGACUUCUGUCGACUGCAUCGUCAACUGUUGAACGAUCUCGAACGAAGAACGGAGGAGGUCGAACAUUUGGAAUUCGAGAUUCUCCCCAUCAGAGAGAAACUGGAGGAGUCGCAGAAAGCGGAGUUGCGAUCAAAGGUCGAGGAACUUGAACGUUCUUGGUCGAAGACGAAGGAGCUUGUGGCUAAUAGAAUCGAGCUUGGAUCUAUUUAUUUGCAAUUUCAUGUGGUUGCUGAGGAAUUGAUGAAAGAGGUUGAGUCGAUAGAGAGCGAGUUGAAGAGGAACGCUGAUGUUUUGGAUGAGGGAAAGGUUGAGGAACUUGGGAGACGGUGGAAGGACUUACAGCCGCUUUAUGUGAAACUGACGGGGAGUGGGAAAGCAUUUUUGGAUGCUGCUAUGAAGAUCGACGAUCCCUAUCUAGACGUGCCAAGAGCCUGCCUCUGCGUUCAAACUUUGCUAGAAAAAUUCGCCAACAGACAACUAACCGUGACAGAGUCCUGGGAAAAAUGGCGGACCACGAUUGAAAUUUUAAGAGAAAGACGCAUCGAGCAUGAACGAAAAAUUGAAGAAAGCACUAGGACUUUAGAAUGGGUCUCGAAAUUCAGCGAACAACUGUAUCCUGUCAUAAUGUCAGAGUCUAUUGAAACAGUCAUAAUUCUGAGAGAUUUGAAUGGAUCGAAACAACGCAUACUUCCUGAGUUGAAUAAAGCUGUCAAUGAGUUGGAUAGUAGAAUCAAAGGAAUCAAUACAUCUGCUCAAAAAGGUGAAGUGCACGUCGACGAAGAGAUCCUGAAGAGGCUCCACCAAAUGCACGAGGACCUCCGCAAAACAGCGCGAGAUUACGAGAUCCUCCUCGAGUCCCUAAUCGCCAUUUUCCAAAGCAUCGAAGAGGUGGAGCACAAAAUCCAACAACUGAAAGUGCAAGUGGAACGAGUGACGACCCUGAAGAAAGUUUUCGAGGUGGAAGCAGCGUUCAGCGAGAUCGACGCCAUGAAAUGGUCCAUCACAGAUCGAUUAGGUCAAAUCAGACUGAAAGUGCAGGACGCGAUCGCUAGAAUCAAGCAACAGGAACCACCGGAGGCUGGUGUCAAAGAUAUCGAGAAGCUCAGACGAGCUUUGGAUUCCUUGACGACUGACUUUGAGAUAUUCUGGUCGCAAACGACUACCAAGGUUGAGGAGUAUCGAAGAACUUGUAACUUUGCUGAGGAUUUGGAGAGGAUCGAUGCUGAAUUGAAGGACUUGAACGAACACUUGAAGAAUGUGGAUGCUAGAAUGGGAGAGAAUCUUCAGACUGCGAAGGGCACUGCUGCUUCUUUUGUGCAAUUUGAGAAAACUGUCACGAUACUAGAAGAAAGAAUCGAGAAGUUCAUAAAAACAACAGAAGAGUCAAUCAAGGUUCUAACGCCUCAAAUAACGGAGGACAUCUCCUCGCUGCAAGAAAGAUGGCGGAGUCUGAAGAAGAAAAUGGAAGACACAAAGAAGCGAAUGAACCUGUGCAUCGAUUAUUUCGUGCUUUUGGAGGAGGCUAAAGAAUGGAAUAAAGAGGGUAGUAAAUUAUUAAUAGUGAUUGCGAGGAAAGCUACUAUGGUGAAGGCUCCACAAGAUGCAACCGAUUUGCUUCAUGAAAUUGAGAAUUAUUUGAAACCCGGGGAAGAAGUGCAGGAAAGGAGAAUUGAGAAGUUGAAGGAACUCUCAACCAUCGUUUUUGGUACCGAGAGAUUGCCCCAGUUCAACGAGGUGAUAGUAGAAAAUCGUCAAAUGUUGGACUCUUUCGCGGUCGUUUCAUCCGAGCUUCGUACGUUAGUUCAGAACUUGAAGAACGCCGAAGACUUGCAAGAGAAACUAAGAAUCGAGAAACAGGAGGCUGAUGAGAAGUUACAAGCCGCCAAAGUGGAGAUGGCUGCUGCUGCGGCGGCAAGACAGGAAGCGGAGAAUGCCAGGAAAAUUGCUGAGAAGUUGGCGGCUGAGACUAUGGAAAAGGCAGCGAGCGAAGCGAAGAAAGUGAGGGAAGAAAGGGAGGCUCAAACUAUGGCGCCUCCAUCGUUCUCUGUGUCGGCGCAGACUGAGAAAAUUGAGAAGAUCGACGAAAAUUAUAUUCAGGAGACUGUUACUUCUGCUGUUACUACGAAGGAGAUACAUAUUUUGCAAAAGUUGCAGACGGAGAUCGAAAAGACAGUACCAUCGGUCCAACGCGAACCAAGUCCCAUAAAGAAAAUCGUGACGGAAGAAUCUCAAGAGAAAACGUUCGAGAAGAUAGAAAAAGACGUACCGCCAUUAGCGCCAGAAUUUACGGUUCCUUUGAACGACGCGACAGUGCAAGAGGGUGAGAAAUUCUCGUUCCAGUGUAAUCUCGUUGGUCAUCCAUUGCCAGAAGUGGUUUGGUACAAGGAUGGAAUUUCAAUUCUGAAUAAUCCUGAUUAUUUGACGACUUAUGUUCGUAAUGUCUGCACUCUGACCAUCGAGGAGACUUUUGCGGAAGAUUCUGCGAAAUACACUUGCAGAGCUUUUAAUAUCGCUGGGUCGGCUGAGACGUCGGCGACGUUGACUGUUAAAGAAACAGCACCCGAAGAACAACCAAGUCCUCCAGUAUUCGUGAAAGAAUUAGUGCCAUCGACAGCGAUGGAGGGUUCCUCCCAUCAAAUGGAUUGCGUCGUCGAGGGUAAUCCUUUGCCAACGGUUCAAUGGUUCAAAAACGAUAUUAACAUCGAUAACUCACCGGAUUAUAUAAUUACGUACAAUAAUGGUGAAGCUGUUCUAAAAUUCGAAGAAGUGUUCCCGGAAGACAAGGCUAUUUACAUGUGUAAGGCGACUAAUCGAUUGGGGCAGGCUUCGACUUCUGCUUCUCUUAAUGUGCAACGUUCAGAGGUUUCCACAGAGAAGCCAUAUUUCGUUACGCCUCUGUCGAACGCCAUGGGUAGAGCAGGUCAAAGGGUGAAACUCGAAUGCGAAGUAAGGGGAAAACCCAUGCCCACAUUGACAUGGUACCAUGAUGGCCGACCAGUUGAAGAAACCAUGAACUUGAAGAUACAAACGGACAGCGGAAGGAGUAGUUUGAUCAUCUCGGAGGCGUUCGCGAAGGAUGCGGGAUGUUACAUGGUCGUCGCGAAGAAUGAUGCUGGCGAGGCUACGGUGUCUUGCAACGUUUCGGUAAAAGGACGACUUCCGCACGAAACCAGCGAUUCUGAAUUCGCGGGCAGCGAUAUGGAGCCCGUGGUUCCGAAGAUUCAGAUGCCUUUGAAGGAUUUGAAGGUGCAGGAGGGUCGAUCUGUGCGGUUGGAUUGCGUUAUUGUGGGGCAACCUGAACCUGAGGUGAUUUGGUACCACGAUGAUCAACCAGUGAAAGAAUCAGCCGAUUUUCAGCUGCUGUUUCAAGGUGACAAGUGCUCUUUGCUCAUUCAUGAGGCUUUCUUGGACGACGCCGGUGUUUACAAAGUAGUCGCCAUUAACUCGGGCGGCGAAGCUUCUAGUCAGUGCAUCUUAACAGUAACACCGGUGUCUAUCUCUCACGACUUAGAGAAAACGAAACCAGAAGAGAAGGAAACAACCGCCACAGGUUCUCCACCGAAAUUCGUGAAGCUUCCAACUGAUUCCUUAAUAGCCGAAGGAGAGAACGCAAUCUUCGAAUGCGCAGUAGUUGGUGAACCAAAACCAGAACUAAAAUGGUUCUCCGACAGCGGAGAGAUUAACGAAAGCGAAAGAAUCCGAAUCCAACGGAAAGAAGAUGGCACUAGUAUUCUAAGAAUCAUAUCGGUGGUUCCUGAAGACAAAGGAAAUUUCGUGGUCAAGGCAUCCAAUGUACACGGAGAAGCUAAAGCCUUCGCAAGAUUAGUGAUCAGAUCAUUGGGUGAUUUUAGACGAAAAGAAGAAUUCGUGCAGAUGGAAGAAAAAUUAAUUGCUCCGACGUUUAAAGAGAAAUUCGAGGAUAGGAAAGUUUCUGAGGGGGUUUCUACCAAGUUUGAGUGCAUCGUGGUUGGGAAACCGUCGCCCAAAAUUCAAUGGCUAUUUAACGAUCGUCCCGUUCAUGGCAAGGACUUCUUGGUAUCGGUCAGUGGAGAUCGACAGGUUCUGACGAUCCCAGAGACCGGAAACACGCAUGUUGGAACGAUUUCCUGUGUGGCGGAGAACGCUGCUGGCAAAGCGAUCUGCAGUGCUCGUCUAGAGAUCGGCUGGGAGGAACAGAGGGAUAAAAAAGAGGUAGUAGAAGAAAAGUUAUACGAGAUAGUAAAACGACCCGGCGACGAGAUGCAUGCAUCAAGCAGCAGCGAUAAACACUUCUCCUCGGAGAAGACCGAAGUUGGAAGCGAGAAUAAAGUGUUGACGAAAAUGUCGGAGACUGUGACGGAAUCUUCUACGACACAUAAAACGUUGACCAAGGAAUAUAUAUCGUCGUCUAUGUCUUCGAGUUUGUCGAAACCUGGAGAAGAACCGACUAGUGUUUGCGUGAAGACCACGGUUUUGAGCACGGAACAGUCGUCGUCGCAGGAUGGAGCUCCUCCUGUUGUUCAGUCAUACAAGGUGGAAGAACACGAGAAGAUAAUCCAAGACCAGCCAGGUGAAAUCCGUCAAGAAAAGACUGUAGUAGUGUCUCAAGAUGAAGAAGGAAUUAAACGUGACAUCAAAGCAACACAGAUACCAAAACCUGUUAGAAAAGCCACAGCACCAAGGUUCGUUUCACCGAUCACCGGCAUGAUUGUGGAUCAGGGUAGCGACAUCGUUCUUGAAGGAAUCAUUGAUGGUUUCCCCCAGCCUGUAAUCACCUGGUCAAAGAGUGGACAAGAAUUAAAAACGAAGGAUGGAAUGACGAUCACAUAUGCGCACAAUCAUGUACGUUUGGAGCUGAAGAACGUGAACGUUAAGGACGCAGGACGGUAUACUUGCAGUGCAAGUAACGAAGUUGGUUCUGCGAGCAGUACUGCAGAUCUCGUUGUCAAAAAAACGAUAUUCCCACCGGUGUUCGGCAGAAGACUCCAAGCUCAAGUGGUGAAACGAGGAGAACGUGUUAACAUGGAGGUAGAAAUCACAGGAACCCCAGAACCUACAGUUACCUGGUUCAAGGACGAUAUUCCUAUCAAAGAACGUCCACCUGAGCUGCGAAUCAAGCAACAGGGAAAUUGUUACAUGCUAAUUAUCGACAAAGCUGAGAAAUCACAUGCUGGAAAGUACAUGGUUCGUGCAACAAACGCCGGUGGAGAAGCGCAAAGCAUAGCCGAUUUCGCUGUUUUCGAACCAACGCCUGAUACCAUGGUCGAAGUUCACAAAACUGUCAUCUACGAAAACAUGCAGGACAAAAAAUUACUUCAGUCCGACGAAAAGAAGGCGGAAGUUCCUUCCAGCAAACUCUUCAGCGAUCAGAUAUCAACAACAAAGAUCCAACCAUCAGCAACCAUAAAAACAACCCCCCUCGUAUCGACAUCUGUAUCACAAACGACCCGCACCGUAGAGAAGAUCAAAGAGCCCGAGACCGAAAUGUCUCGAUCAGAGACCAUUUCCUCCACCCUCGAAUCGCACAAAACCGAAACAAAGUCUGAGCAAAAGUUCCACAUGAAGCUCGAGCACCAAACCCCAUCGGUAGUCGAACCGAAAACGGAAGCAAAGACAACGAUCAAAGAAGUAAUACGCGAAGAGGUGAGAAGCGAGCCUAAAAGCACGGUGUUCGAGGAGAAGAUUGAGAACGAGAACGUAGAGACGUCAAGAAUAGCCAAGAAGGACGCGUUAAGCUUCUUCGAGUCGAUGACGAGGGAAACGGAAACUGUUCCCAAAGGACCGAAAGAGAUGAUCAAACUGGUUGACGACGCGGACGGCCACGAAGUGAAGGUUGGAAAACUCACGAAGAACUAUGAGAAGUCCACCAUGUUCCAGGAGGUGAAGAAACCGGAGCCUAAGCCUCCAGAGAUGCAUACAACAAAGAAGGCCGUUCAUGAAAUUUUCACCAAACUGGAGCAGGGAACACCCUCUCGAGGCGUUGACAAUAAAUUAUUCGACUUCCCGUACGAACCUUACAAGCCCACCGUGGAGACCAAGAAGACAGUCAUGGAGGAGACCAUCACCUCCGGUUCCUCGCUUCAGGGUUCCCUGACGAUGUCCAAAAUGGAGAGCAAGAUGGAGAGCAAGUCCCAAAGCGAGAUACUGAUGGGAGGCUUCAAUCUGGUCCCAGAGCCUCCUCCGGAAAUCGGCUACAUGCCGAAGCCCGAGGAGGUUAAAAAAAAACGCCCUGACGUGUCUAUCAAAGCUAAACAGCUGCAAGAGUCCUUUGACAAGACCCUGUCCCCCAUCGAUGCCCCGAUCGGCGGAGUGAAGAUUUUUCCGACACCUUCGCCGAAGAUCCCCGAAACACCUAAAGUCGCACCUCCAUCGUUUUCCAUGCCACCUCCGCCAUUCGAACUCGAGAAGAAAGAGGUAGUCGAAGAGGUCUGCGUGAAGAAGGACGUCCACGAGAAGAAGGACCUGCCUAUGAGACCGGUGUCCCCCAGCAGGCCUUGGUCCUCGUCCUCGGACGUGGAGACGAGGUCGCACGUGUCCACCGACUUAUCGGAGUACAGGUGUCACUCGGCAGCGUCCAGUCACCAGGAGAUCCUGAGGGCUUCCUCGCCGAGACCGUCGGCCGACGCGCUGGCCAUGGAGAAGUCCUGGGCUAAAAAGUGCGCGGACUCCAGCAGGAAGUCGUGGCCGCCUCAGGAGGAAACCAGGUUCAAACCCGAGUGGCAGGUGCCUGCGGAGGAUUACAAGACGUCGAGCAAGGAAUUCAAGACCGAAGUCGAGGAGACCGAAGGAGGAAUCAAGAAGACCAGCAUAGAGACCGCCAGCACGGUCGAGAGACGCUCCUGGAGCAGCAAGCAAGACACCACUGAGAAGAUAUCCAGACGAGCACCGUCUCCUCCAAAAGGACCUAUUAUCUACAACGCAGAGACCAUCAAGGUGGACCACAAGUUGAACAAGUUCGAGGAGAAGUCUCUGUUCCAGAAGUACUCCAGCGAGUGCGACGUGAAGAAGUCGCAGAAGUCCGAGAAGAUAGAGGACUACUCGAGGAAGUGGACCGGUGCCGAGGAUUUGAAGGCACCCGGUCUGGUUAGGAGUUUGGAGACACCUAAGAAGCCGAUGGCUCCGUUUCCACCUGUUGAACCACUCGUGACUGAUCAGAUUAUUCUGGAGCCGGGUCCUCCACCUGAAAUAGGAUACAUCCCACCAGUGCCGGUGGUCAGAGAGAAGAAGAUCGAGCAGAUAGAGAAGACACUCGAGGUGUCGCUGGAACAUAAACCGGCUAAAAUCCCGCCGGGAGCUAUCAGAACGAUUCCCCCAGUACUUAAGAAGGAGGAACCCCCUGCGUUACCACCGAAGGACGUCCGAAUGACCCCACCGCCGAUACCUGCGAAGACCCCCAUAGAACCACUGGAACCCUUCCCCUUCAAACCAUCCCCUACGCCACCCAAAACCCCCAAGGUAGCUCCUCCUCCAACCCCCUCCAAGUUCGUGAAGGGAUCGUUCGCUGCGGAGAGCGACUACGAGUCUGACAUCGACGGUCAUUUGAAAGCAAAAUGGCGGCCGUAUGAGAGCGACAACGAGGAGCCCCGUUAUCGAAGGGUGCAGCCACCAGUGCCCAAGCAACCCAGACCGAGGUCCACGGAGCCCGAGCCUCUUCCUCCAUCCAAGUUCGAGGUUCCUCCAGCAUCCACGGGUCCGCCGCGGCCGGUGCUCACUAAGGAGCAGGAGAAGACGUACAAGAAGACCACCACGUACAAGAGACAAGAGAAGGAGGUGAAGGAAUUACAGCAGAAGUAUCAACCGCCGAAGGUGGCGCCUCCACCCGUGGAACUGAAACCCGGCUCUCCUCCGAUCUACGUGCAGCCCGCCAAGAGUCCUACGCCUAAGAGUCCACCUAUCAAGAAACCAGAGUCUCCGAAGUUCAAGGUGAAGACGUUCCAGCAGGAGAGCGGAUACAUGGCGGACACCGACGAACCCUUACAGCAGAAGUCCUCGGUUGCCUCAUUGUCGAAGAGCUUCGGUAAACAGGAGUCCUCGUCUUCGACGUCCUCGCACAUGGAGUCGCGCACUUCGUACUCCGAGAGCCGCUCGGAGUUCUUUGAGAGCAAAAGUUACGAGAGCCGACAACAGCAACAGAAGAAGGAAUCGAUCGUUUCUGCGCCCACCAGUGUGAAACAACCUCCUCAACGCACCUCCAUUGUGGAGAAGAGUUACGCUUCCUCUGCCGUCUCCUCGCCGAGAUUCAUGUCCGCUAAGGACACAGUUUACACCACGGAUCAAUCGCAAAAGAAAUUCGAGGCACCGAAGAAGAUAGUGCCGCCAUCUUUGAGUCCUUCCAGAUUCGUUAAAGGCGAAUUUCGAGAAAGCGACUACGAGAGCGACUAUGACGGCAGAAUACCACCUCUUUGGAAACCACGGGGCUACGAAAGUGACGAUCAAACUUUCAGACCCGUGAAACCUAAUCUCACUGGUCCAGGAAAGCCGAAGGUGCGGGAGGAGACGCGAGGCUCGCUGAUCGAGGAAGCGUCGAAGAAAGCGAAGACCUUCGAGAAGAAGGAGACCGUGAAGCCGAAGACCGUUCUUCUUCCUGGUUCGCCGCCGGAGAUCGCUUACGCUCCUCCUCAGCCGCAGUACUACGAGGCACGAUCGGGCAUACCGUUCCACAACGCGAUCGGCACCGAGACAAAGAAAACGGUCCGCAUGGACGAGUCGACGGAGAACAGCAGAAGGAUCGUCACCGUCGAGCAAACCAGCCGGGUCAUCAAAUUCGGCGAUCAGAAGUCCGACUACGAGAAGCAGAAGUACAAAGUGCCGACACCGAAGAAGUUCGUCCAAGGUCAAUUCAGGGAAUCAGACUACGAAAGCGAUAUUGAUACCAGAAUCAAACCAAAAUGGGCGCCUCCUGAGAGCGAUACCGAAGAGCCUAGAUACAGAAAGGUCCAACCACCUACCACGAAGAGCGUCAGGUCCUCCAGCGCUCCGGUGAGACAGGAACACGUCGUGUCACCCAUGGAGUUCGACACGGGACCACCGGUGCUGAGGAGACAGACUUCCAUGUCGCAGAUCAGGGACGAGAGCAGGUUCGACUCGCAGGUCAAAAGGCAGGUCUCCAGGCAGGAUGAGACACUGAAGCCUGGGUCGCCGCCUGAGUUUGGAUACAUCUCGAGGAGCGACGUCAAGAAGGCUGCCAAUCACGUCGCGUCGCGUCACAUGAGCGACAUGACCAGCAGCUUCAGGUCGAAGACCGAAAAGUUCGUGACCGACAUCCAAUCGGACUUGAAGCAGGGUAAACCGAUCCUGAAGCAACCUGUGGAUACUCGAGCAGACGACGAACCAAGAACGUACAGAGAAGAGUCCCGCCUCUCGGAACAUGGAACGAAGCAAAUCGACCCGGACACCGGACUGAUAUACUUCAAGUACGACUUCGGCUACGAAUUCGGGAUCGUGUUGCCCGGCGAAGGGAAGAAGACGGUGAGCAGCACGAACAGGACGAUCCAGGGUCAGAGACGAGCCAGCGACAUCGAGGUGCCCAUCGUCCACGAGUUCACGACGAGAAAGGAGAACGGUUUCGCGAAGAGGAGCACCUCUUCGGGCAGACAGAGCAAACCCACCGGGAAAUUUGGAAGCUCGAAAACGGUGAAAUGGGAGCCGACGUCGGAGAGCGAGUUCUCGGAAUCCGAGGACAUCAGGAACGCUAGAAAAAGGCACUCGCAGGGGAACGCGAUGACACCACCGAGUCUUGUUAUACCUUGUUCACCAUCGCCGUCCAGAUGGGAUCACACGACGCCCAGUCCGCUUUCCUUGAGCCCAAGCUUACCGAGCCUCUCUCCCAGAUACAGUAGUGCCACUGGACCACCCAGCAACGUCGAUUCCGCAGGAUCACCGUGGCCAACCACUAACGGAGUUACAUCGAGCAAAGAAGUGAUUCAGCCUUAUCUGGAAAUUCUACCGAAAAAGGCUCCUCUUUUCAUCACGCCUCUGAGAGACAUCGCAGUCGUCAGCGGACAAACAGCGAGAUUCGAGUGCAUCGUUCAGGCUGAACCUCAGCCUAAUAUCCUUUGGUCAAAAGAUGGCAGGAUAAUCGAGAACUCAAUAAGCUACGAGAUCCAUUAUCGAAACGGAGUUUGUCGUCUUACCAUUGUGCGAGCCUUUCCUGAGGACGCUGGCACAUACGCGUGCACCGCAACGAAUAGCUUAGGUUCGACAGUAACUUCUGCCACUUUGCUAGUGCCAGGUAACAGACGAUCAGUAUACGCGCCUAUUUAAUUAACGAGCAACAAUCAAUGUGAAAAUCUAAUACGAAGGUGGUGGAAUACUGAGCCUCUAAUUUCGUUCGAGACUCGCUCGAUCCUUCCCGAGACCAAAGAAACGUAAAUGCAAUUUUAUUGCUAAAAUCAAUCAAACUCGGACUCGUGAAAUUUUUAACGAUCUGCAUUUUGCGAAAGGGGCGAGGAGAACCUAGUCACGAAAACUGAUCGAAUAUUAGUGAGAAGAAAAUUCACGAAAGCUGGUGGAUACGCUUUUUUGUUCCUUUGAUCAGCGCGUAGUGAGCUUCCUCGAAUGCAUUUUCUUUUUUUUUUCUGUCGUUGUUGCCGUGGAACGAAAACGCUUUUUUUUAGUAGGUCGUUUCUAUCUUUUUUCAUUCUUUCUUUUCUCUUUCUUUCUCGGGUCCUCUUCAUUUUCUCGUUGAGCACGCAACUCCUUUCCGUUUUCUCCUUUCUUUUUCCGCCAUAGAAUCGCGGUUUUUAGUCCGGCCAUCUUGAACGCGUUUUAGCCGGCCAUCUUGAACGUCAAUUUUCAAAUCGAGAGCCGUGAUUCUUUCCAAUGCUAGUCACACGCGAACCACAGAGCUAUUUAUUCGAUUAACGGUGUCCUUUUUGACACUUUCGAAAAUAAUAUAUGUUAUUGCCUCACGGACGUUUGAAUAAUAUUGCAAUACAUGGCGAAUAAAUCGAAUUGUUAUUGAAUAUACUUGUCACUCGUUGCAGCAACAAUUGAUUGGUAUAAUUGUGUAAAUAAACGUGUGCUUCCUCUGCAAUAUAAAAAAAAAACUUGGG
Molecule: messenger RNA, 12778 nt
Organism: Megachile rotundata (alfalfa leafcutting bee)
Lineage: Eukaryota; Metazoa; Arthropoda; Insecta; Hymenoptera; Megachilidae
Biological process (GO): synapse organization; homophilic cell-cell adhesion
Cellular component (GO): plasma membrane; axon; neuronal cell body
Molecular function (GO): phosphatidylinositol-4-phosphate binding; phosphatidylinositol-5-phosphate binding; axon guidance receptor activity
Source: RefSeq, a predicted model, not a curated record